UAAGACGAAACGAGAAAGCUGCGAAAAGCUGGAUUCAAAUUGCAGUCGAUUUUAUAAUCAGUGGUAUUGAUACCUCGUCAACAAAACAGUGUACUGGUUAUCAGAUUAUUGUUAUUUUUAGUUAUCGGAGGGAGUAAACAUUUCAUGAGUAAUAGCGUGGGAAUCCCGUGACGAUGAUAAAUUCAAACAUGUCGUCCACCUUAAGUUUACGCUCCAAAAUCCAAGACGAACAUCUAACAUGUACUGUUUGUAUGGAAUAUUUUACACGGCCAAAAGCGCUGCCGUGUCUACAUACUUUCUGUGAGGGAUGCCUGAGAGAUUUUAUCUACGGAAGAGGGUGGGAAAGGGAAGGAAAAUUCCCUUGUCCAAUUUGUCGAACGGAGUCAGAAAUUCCAGAGGGCGGAGUGGAGAAUUUCCCUGACAAUCAUUUAGUAAACAGCUUGUCGGACACUGUAACUCAUGCAAGACGACCACCAAGGAUUCCCCCGAGACCGCCAAGGUGCCCCCCUCCCCAAGAAGAUGAAACCAGUGGAAGAGCAGCUGCGUGGAUUCCUGUUAGCACUAAAACAUGUAAAUCGGAUGUCCCACCUCUGUAUCCAGUACUGACAGAGGUAACUCCUUCACAAGGACCCAAUGACAAUCUGCAAUCAAAUCCACAGCAAUCAGGUGCUAUACCUUGUAGCCAUGGCAUGGUUCUUCAGUUUGGAAAAUAUGGUCCAGGACAUGUGGACUUUUUAAAACCAUCAGGGCUUGCCAUUAACUGUCACGGAGAUUUUAUCGUUACGGACGAAGGAGGGAAUCGUAUUCUUAUCUUCAAUAAAUCUGGCCAGUUAAAAUCUAAAAUUGUUUGUACCAAAUGUGCUAUUAGAGAUGUCGCAGUUACUCCUACUAAUGAUAUUUUAGUCAGUGUGACCUCAUCAGGGUCUGCCAUCAUGCAUCUGUACAACAUGAGCGGAAAGUUACUAGCAGAAUUCGGACAGCAUUAUCAUUUUGAGAAUCCAAUGGGAAUAACUUGUCUGAAAAAUGGUUAUGUGGCUGUCACGGGUCUCGAGUCAUUAUGUGUGUAUAUCUUUACUGAUCAGUAUAAAUUGUCGACCAAGUUUGGUCGAAAAGGUUCAGGAGAUGAAAGAUUUCUCUCCCCUUGUUAUGUGGCUUCAGACAACAAAAACCAGCUAAUUGUAUCCGACAGUGUCAAUCACAAUGUACAAAUUUUUUCGUCCACAGGAAAAUUCAAAAAUCGUUUUGGAGGUGAAGGAAGUAAACAUGGGUAUUUCAAUACUCCCUUGGGUGUUGCUACUGAUGACAAAAACAACAUAAUCGUUGCCGAUAGCAAUAAUUACCGAGUUGAAGUAUUUUCAUCCAAGGGACGUUAUUUGGGGAGUAUUGUCGAAGAUACAUCUGAAAUCGGUCCUAAAGUUAAACCAGUGAAUGUUGCUGUAACCAUUAACCACCAAUAUGUGGUCUUAUUAGUUGGGCCACAGUUUGCUGAGGUCCGCGUCUAUUUGCCAAAAUUGUCACAGCUAAAUGUAGAUGCCCCUGAUGCAUGUAAACAUCAGUAGACAAAUGACCUUGUUUUGACUGAACUGAACAUUGUAUUGCAAUAAGGAUAGCAAUUACAUGUAGUUACCUCUUUCUUUGUGCCUUCAAAAUUAACUGCUGUGUGCUGACAUACUGCAUUUUACCACCAUACAAAAUAAUAUGAACUUUUAUGUAAAAAUGCUAUACAGUUGAAUGUUUGUUGUGAUAAAUAAUCUAAAUGCCAUUUUAAAAUAUAUCCAGGCAAGAAUGGUGUGCAAUAUUCUGAAGUACAAUUAUUCCAAUAUUUUGCCCACCUAGCACUAAAGUCGUUUCCACAUUAGUGUUAGCGAGGCAGCUCAGUAGGCAUAACAUCCACUUUGUGUCUUGAUAUUCAAGACUACACAAUAACAAAGAUGUCUGUCUCCAUGUAAUACUGAUACAUGUAUAUAGUGCAAACCCAAACUUUUAAUGUAAAAACUUAUGAACUGAAAUCUAGUGUCAUUAUAUAGCAUCAAUGUUAUUUUUAAUACCUCAUUUAUGUUUCAAGUUUCUACAGAAAAUGCUACAAUGUAAGUGUAUCGCUUGCACUAGCCACACAUACAUGUACAUGUACAUACAACGCUUCAUCAAUCAUAGAACUAGGAUACUAGUUCUAUGAUUUGUAUGAAUACGGAUACCUCAUCUUGUUCAGUGUUGGUGAAAAUCAUAGCACAUUUAAAGCUUACAGAGGCAUUAUGUAAGAUUUAGAUAAAGACCUGGCAGUGAUAGUUCAAAAAUAGAUAAUUAAUACAUGUAGGCUACAUUGGAAAUUUCAGUCAAAUUACUUCAUUAUGAGUGAAGUUACAUGUACAUUGUUUGGAUUAUUAAGUACCAUUAUAGGAUAAUAGACAAAAUCUCGAUUAUCCUUUAUAAUGUUAAAUUAUUAAAUGGAGCAGCUGUUUUAAUCAUUUCAAUAUUUCUUCCAUUUGAGUGUUGACUAUGAGCUUGUCGUGUGAAUAAAUGUCCAAAUAAUAAUUUAUAUUAAACAUUUGACGAUAUAAAAAACAGCAUCAGAUGUAGCCCGUCUUACAUAAUGUAUCUUUAAUACUGUACUAUUUUAGUCUUAUUUCAACAAUUCCAGAAAAAUGAGGAUUCUCGAUAAAAUGCACCAAUUUUAUAUACUGCUAUUUGGAAUGUUUUUUGAGGUACACUAUUAAUUUUAUAUACUACUAUUUGGAAUGUUUUUUGAGGUACACUAUUAAUUUUAUAUACUGCUAUUUGGAAUGUUUAUUGAGGUACACUAUUAAUUUUAUAUACUGCUAUUUGGAAUGUUUAUUGAGGUACACUAUUAAUUUUAUAUACUGCUAUUUGGAAUGUUUUUUGAGGUACACUAUUAAUUUUAUAUACUGCUAUUUGGAAUGUUUAUUGAGGUACACUAUUAAUUUUAUAUACUGCUAUUUGGAAUGUUUAUUGAGGUACACUAUUAAUUUUAUAUACUGCUAUUUGGAAUGUUUUUUGAGGUACACUAUUAAUUUUGAAAACGACAAGAGAAUCAUUGUAGAAAUGUAGUUCAGACUGAAAUACAGUAGAACUGACAUUUGUGAAUAUUUUAAAAGUAGGAAAGAUGUUUGUAUAUCUAUGGUCUGCAUACUGUAGAUUGAUGGCAAAGAGUCAUAAAAAGUACAAAUUUGGUUGGACCCUGUUUCGUGUAAGGGGACCCAGAACAUCAUGGUUAUUCAUACAAAGUAAAUUACAAGUAGUAGUUUGUACACUUGUACACACAGAUCUACAAAGCAGUAUGCUAAAUAAAUACAAAUGAAAUCAACUCAACUGGUGGGGUUGAGUGGCCAAACGGUUUAAUGCGUACAAAUCAGAUCACAAUGUCUAUCAUUGUGUCAAGUUCUGUAGUUUCGAUUCCCGCUUGUACGUGACAAGAGUAGGGUCAUGGAUUUUCUCUGGGUCCUCUGGUUUCUUCCCAAAGUGAAUUAAUGAAAUAAAAUUGAAACAUGUUAGUCCCGAAAUUACCUAGUUUGUGUUGAGUGGACAUCAAACCCAAUUUCUCUCUCACACUAUAUCAACUGGGAAUUUAACCUAUGUUGAAAUGUAUUUUCACUUCAGUUUUAUAAUGAUCUGAUAUUUAUUUUAAAAAGAUUAGUUUAAUGUCAAUCAAAUCAUCAUUACGUGUAUUUUUGUAAAGCAUGACUAGUCCCUCUUCUGAAAAUAUAAUACAAGUAACCAAGCUUAUAUUUUUAAAUAUUAUUUAUAAAUGCAAUUAGGUUGUGAUAUGUAUUCUGAAGUCGAUUUACUAAUUUGUCAUUAAUUUGUACUUCAAAAAUAUUAUAAUCUCUAAUUUUAUAAUUGUUAUAUAUUGUAAUUAGAUGUUGAUUAAUAUAAAUUAGAUGU
This is a messenger RNA of Patella vulgata (common limpet), 3900 nucleotides long. Its product is annotated as tripartite motif-containing protein 2-like. Gene Ontology annotation, molecular function: protein binding. The transcript has a single exon. Bases 174 to 1559 code for a protein of 461 amino acids. The record is from RefSeq and is a predicted model, not a curated record. NCBI's taxonomy places the organism in Eukaryota, Metazoa, Mollusca, Gastropoda, Patellidae.